This is a messenger RNA of Paramecium octaurelia, 1210 nucleotides long. The record is from the annotation of a GenBank genome assembly. Lineage: Eukaryota; Ciliophora; Oligohymenophorea; Peniculida; Parameciidae.
AUGAAAAAUUUAAAAGAAUGUUUAUCUUCGGAAGGAGGUUAUAAAAACACAAAACGAUUUAAGGAAAAUAUACAAGACGAGUAAAUUGAUUUACCAUGAUUCUAGGGAUACUUUGAACUACGUAAUUGAGACCUUGGAGGACAUUUUUUAAAGCUCAAAAUCGCAACCAAUGUCGUUGGUGCUAUCCAUGAGAGUAAGUCUGUUGGUAUGUUUAGCUGAGCAGUUGACAAAAGAACUUAUGGAUCUUCAUUAUGAUUGCGUUGUGCACUCUAUUUCCAACAACAUUGUUUACAUGAUUGAGGAUAUUAUCAUGGCAGAUUUAAAGAAAAACGAGAGAGGCAAAUUUUAUUUUAGUGAUUAACCAAGUAUAAAUGGGUAUUAUGUAGAUUAAUCUCUGAUUUUGCUUGGAAAUACGCUUGUACGUUUAGCACUUGAAUGCAUUUUUGUGUGGAACUUGUGGCACCCUAAUAAUUUAGCUAUUACUUAAGUGUAAUUUAGUAUGUUUUAAUUUUAGUUAUUAACGAUUAAUCGACAAAGGAGUUUAGUUCCCAAAAUUGCAUUAUUUUAAUGCCCAGAAAGUCAAGGAAUACUACAUGACCGUGAAGGAGAGCUCAAAGAAUGGAACCCUUUAUCGAUAGCAAUCCUUGAUGUUGCAUGAACAAUACUUUGAACAACUCAAAAAGACAAUUGAGAAGAACCAGUACAGUAAUGUCAAACUACAUGAAAUCAAUGAGGAGUUGAAAUGUAAUUAAUGUUGAAAAUCUAGAAAUCAAGCACGUAAACGAAAAUUAAAAAUAAUUUAUCGAGAACUUCAAUAGGGCUUACAAGGAUUAUCUUGUCAACAACAAAAUAGACGAGUUCAAUAAUCAAAUUUAAUCGAUGUAUGCGUAUUAUUAAAUUAAGUUGUUUAGAAUAUGAUGAAUUGUAAAGUCAAAAGAAACAGAGUAAGAAACUAAUCACUUAUUUUUAGAUAGCGCAAUCUAGUUCUGCACAUACUCUACUGACAAGUAAAGCAAUCAAUUCUCAAGAAGCAUGAGUGUAAGUAAUUCUCUAUAGAUUUUAGUCUUAAAAUUCUUAACGUAAAAAUGAGAGCGACAACAAACAACAAUCUAUUGAGCAACUACUACAUGAAAAUGAAUUAAUCUAGGCAUAAAUUCAAAGUUUUGAAAUUCCGAAAACGAAUUGUCAUUUAAAGAAUACAGAUGUAUGA